UUUAAAUUCAAUAAAAAUGUUCAAUACAGCCAAAUUAAAAUCAAUCCUAUAACAUUAUCAGAAAUUCUAAAUAACCAGCUAUCACCAUUUCAAUAUAUUAAACUUUUAAUACCAAAUAGUAAUAACAAUGGUAUUAUACUACAGGUAUACCCCGAUCCAACAAUUGAAGACAAUGUAAUUUUAUUACCAAUCGAAAUUAAAUUAAAAUAUAACUUUGAUAAUAAUAUAAAUAAUAUUUAUAAUUUUGAUAUUGAAAUAAUUCCAAUCAAUCAAAAAAUAAAUACCAAUACUACCAACAAUAAUAAAAUUACAAUUAAAAUUAAAAAACCCAAUAAUUAUAAUAGAAAAAUUGUACAAGAAUCUUUAAAAAGAUAUUUUUUAUAUAAACCUAUAAUCAUAGGAUGUGAUUAUAUUUUCCCAAUAGUUGGAAAUAUAUGUAUUUUUAAGGUUUUAGGGUGUAGUAAUAGUAAUAAUAAUAAUAUAACUCCAUUAUAUUUAAACAAUUUACGUGAAUUUGAAAUAAUAGAAAAUCAUCAAGACAACAGCAAUAAUAAUAGUAAUAAUAAUAAAUAUAAAAUCAAUCCAAAUGAUAAUGAUAAUGAAUUGGUCGAUAUUAGAGAGCAAAUAGAGCAAAUUUUAGAAAUCUUAGAAUUAAAAUUCAAUUCAAAUAAAAAUAACAAUAAUACAAGCAAAAUAUUUGCAACUAAAGGAAUUUUGAUAGAUGGCCCAGAAGGCACAAGUAAAAUACCACUAGUUAAUUUUAUUUCAAAAAAAUUCAAAUCAAAAUAUAUAAACCUUAAUGACUUUACAAAUGAAGAUUCAUCACCAGCAGCAUCAUCAACAACAUCAGAUCACCAACAAGCAGAAGGAGAUACACUCGAACCAGUAAUUUAUAUAAUUAAUAACCUCGAUGAAAUUGCAAGUAAAAGUGAUGAUGAUAGUAACCAUCAAAAAAGAAUGAUUGUCAAACUCUCUUUAUUUAUAGACCAACUAAAGCCAAAUCAAGCAUUAAUAGCUACAUGCUCAUCAAUUGAAAAUAUCAAUCAAUCAAUAACAAGAGCAGGAAGAAUAGAUAAAUUUAUUCACCUUUCAAUUCCAACACAAUCAAAAAGAAUUUUAAUUUUAAACCAACUUCUAAAAAAUACACCAAUAAUAAAUGAUCAACAAGAUGAUAAUAAUAAUAAUAAAAUAAUUAAUGAUGAAAAAGAAAGAGAACAAUUUAUAAACGAACUUUCAAAAAUUACACCAGGUUUUCUUUAUAAAGAUUUAAACAAACUGUGUAGAACUGCAGCAUUAUUAUCAAUUACAAAUGAAGAUAACGAACAUGAGAAAGAAAACAGUAAUGUGGUUGCAAUCAAAUUUAAUAAUUUUAUUGAAUCAUUAAAAACAAUUAAACCUUCAAGCUUGAUAAACUUUGAUGUUACAAUUCAAAAUGUACCAUGGAAUAAAAUUGGUGGUUAUAAAGAAGUUAAAGAAAGAUUUAAAGAACUAAUUGAAUGGCCUUUGAAAUACUCUGACACCUUCAAGAGACUAUCAUUAAACAACUCUUCAGGGCUACUACUAUGGGGGCCAAGCGGGUGUGGUAAAAGUUUAAUGGUUAAAGCUAUUGCAACAUCAAUGAGCAUCAACUUUAUAUCAAUCAAGGGAUCCGAUAUAUAUUCAAAAUGGUUAGGUGAAAGUGAACGUAUAAUACGUGAACUUUUUAAAAGUGCAAGAUUAUCAUCACCCUGUAUAAUGUUUUUCGAUGAAAUCGAUUCACUUGCCCUAUCAAGAGGAGAUUCAAACGACUCAAGCGAAGAUGGUGGAACAGGCAAACGUAUUCUUAGUCAACUAUUAAAUGAAAUGGAUGGUAUUCAAGUCAAAUCUCAAAUAUUUUUAAUUGGUUGCACAAACACUAUAGACUCUAUUGAUAGUGCAUUACUUAGACCCGGUAGAUUGGAAACACUAAUUAAAGUAGACCUACCAACAUUAGAAGACCGUAUAGAUAUCCUUAAUGUUAUAAAAUCAGAUAUGAACUUUGACGAAACCCAACUCAAUGACCGAGAAUGGCUAGAUAUUGCAAGUAAAACUGAAGGCUUUACUGGUUCACAACUGUUUGAACUAUGCAACCAAGCCGGUAUUUUCCAAUUAGAAAAAGAUUUAAACUCUCAAACAAUUUCAAAAGAAUCAUUAGAAAAAAGUUUGGGUCAAUUUAAA
This is a messenger RNA of Dictyostelium purpureum, 2196 nucleotides long. RefSeq lists its product as uncharacterized. The annotation marks the transcript as partial. Gene Ontology annotation, cellular component: nucleus. The transcript is spliced from 2 exons. Gene Ontology annotation, biological process: ribosome biogenesis. NCBI's taxonomy places the organism in Eukaryota, Evosea, Eumycetozoa, Dictyosteliales, Dictyosteliaceae. The record is from RefSeq and is a predicted model, not a curated record. Gene Ontology annotation, molecular function: preribosome binding; ATP hydrolysis activity; RNA binding.